AUGUUUCUUAAAACAGCGCUCGAACACUUUUCUAACAAGGCCGUUGAUAACAGUUUUUACACUCAAUACAUAAAUGUUGACAAAGUCAAUAUAACUACCGAUUUUCGAAAUAAUUUGUUACUACAUACUCGACCUGCAUUGGGUGUAUUUCUGGAUAUGAACUGUGAAAACUCAGAAGACGUUAUAAAUGUGACAAGUCUUCAAAAACUUUUUACUGAUCAUUUUCAUUGGUUUCUUUAUGACCAUCAAGCCAAUGUAAGUAAUUUUCAACAUUUAUUUGAGCAAAUGAAUCUCUCCGUUAAUGCGGAUGUGACGUACGCUAUCUUCAACGAGCAUGGAACAAAUGUUCAGAACACAUCCUAUAUAAUUUAUGAUGUUUAUAAUAAUGGUCGUAUUUUGGGUGGGAAGUUAAAUAUGACACAGGAUCAGGAGAUUGUAUGCAAUAAAACUAAGUGUGAAUUGAGGCAAUAUUAUUCAAAAUUACACUUGCGACCAAAAUAUGGUAAUAGAAAUGCAAUAAGAGAUGUAACAUUACGUGUAUCUACAGUUGUUGCCAGAAUUCCAAUAACUCUACCAGAGUCAGAAUUACAGAGGUUUUUAUUAUCAGACAAUGAUCCUCAGGUAGAUUCUAUAGCACGAUAUGGUUUUCACUUACUGCAGGUUGUAAAAGAUGUACUGAAAUGUGGCAUGAAUUAUACCUUUCAUGAUAGUUGGACUAAGAGUGAAUGUUUUGGUGGAAUGGUUGGUGCUCUAAUUAUGGACGAGGCAGAUCUAACUUCAACACCCUUUCUUAUGAUCGCUAAUCGUCUUAAAUAUCUUACUUCAAUUACAGAUUCAGGAGGCUUUCUCACAAUUUGUAUGUUUCGUACUCCACGAAAUGCGGGUAUAAAAGGUGACGUUUUCCUUGCACCUUUUAGUACUACUGUUUGGUGUAUCUUUGGAAUAAUUUUGAUUAUUAGUGGUCUACUUUUAUGGGCUACUUUCUUUUUGGAGUAUCAUCGACUGAAAUUAUGUUUAAGUUAUGUACCUUCUAUGUUAACUACUUGCUUAAUAUCAUUUGGAUCGGCUUGCUCACAGGGUAGCUUUUUAAUUCCUAGCUCAACUGGUGGACGCAUGGUUUUUUUCUCAUUAUCGCUUAUAUCGUUUUUCAUGUACAAUUAUUAUACAUCAAUUGUGGUAUCUAUUUUAUUAGGUUCGCCGAUGAAAUCGGAUAUUGACACUUUGGGGAAAUUAGCCGACAGUAAUUUAGAUGUUGGCAUAGAACCUUUACCAUACACAAAAGUUUAUUUAAAUACUUCACGAUUACCAGAGGUACUUCGUUUUGUUAAACGGAAAGUUGAACCAAAGAAGAAUUCUCCAAAACUUUAUUUGCCUGUUGAAGAAGGUAUUAAAUUAGUACGCGAUAAACCUGGUUUCGUAUAUAUUUUUGAGGCAUCAUCGGCUUUUGCACUGGUGGAGCAAUUUUUUGAGCCUCAUGAAAUUUGUGACCUUAAUGAAAUUAAGCUGAGACCUGAUAAGAAUAUAUAUAUCCAAACUAAUAAGAAUUCUACUUAUAAGGAGUUGUUGAGAUUAACACAUGUACGAUUAUUGGAGACUGGUGUUUCGAUUAAAUUGCAACGAUAUUGGUUUCGCACACAACUCAAUUGUUUUGCUAGUAAUUUUGUAAUCGAUGUGGGUUUGGAAUAUACUGCACCUUUAUUUUUUCUGCUACUCUGCAGUUAUACGUUAGUUUUAAUUAUUUUUAUUAUGGAAAUUUCUUACAAAAAAUAUAUUGAUAAAAAGAACGAAGUUAAUGAUUCACCAUAA
Molecule: messenger RNA, 1806 nt
Organism: Teleopsis dalmanni
Lineage: Eukaryota; Metazoa; Arthropoda; Insecta; Diptera; Diopsidae
Product: ionotropic receptor 75a-like
Exons: 6
Coding region: 1-1806 (601 amino acids)
Source: RefSeq, a predicted model, not a curated record